AUGACAGGGAAUCACACAGAUGCCUUCAGAUUCAUUCUCCUAGGAUUCUCUGACCAUCCCCAGCUGCACCUGCUAUUCUUCCCCAUGUUCCUCGCAACCUACAUGAUGACCCUCACUGGGAAUGUUCUCAUCUUAACCAUCACCAUGGCAGAUGCUGCUCUUCACACCCCCAUGUAUUUUUUUCUCAAGGUCCUGUCCAUCCUGGAGAUCUGCUACACCUCAGUCACAGUCCCCAAGAUGUUGGUGAACCUCCUGUCCGGGGAUAAAAGCAUCUCCUUCCUUGGCUGUGCCACACAGAUGUAUUUCUUUGUGGCCUUAGGGGGUGUGGAAUGCUUUCUGCUGGCUGCCAUGGCUUAUGACCGAUACGUGGCCAUAUGCCACCCUCUGCAUUAUCCGAGCAUCAUGAACCACACAAAGUGCAUGGGGCUGGCCUCUGGCUCAUGGCUCAGUGGUCUGGUUGGAUCACUGGGCCACGUUAUAAUCAUAUUCAACUUGCAUUUCUGUGUUUCCCAUGAAAUCAACCACUUCUUCUGUGACAUCACCCCAGUGCUGAAGCUGGCCUGUGGCGUCACCUUCCUGAAUAAAGUGGUUAUCUUCACCAUUCUCCUGAUUUUCAUCCCCUUGCCCUUCAUUCUCAUCCUGGUCUCCUACCUACUCAUCAUCUUCACCAUCCUGAAGAUACCGUCAGUUCAGGGCAGGCGUAAAGCUUUCUCCACCUGUUCCUCCCAUCUCAUUGUGGUGACUCUCUUCUACGGGACAGGAAUCAUUAACUAUCUGCACCCUAGUUCUACUUCUGUGUCAGGGAUGGGGAAAAUACUUUCUCUUUCCUACUCUGUCAUCACUCCCAUGUUGAACCCCAUUACCUACAGCCUGAGGAACAAGGAAGUGAGAGAUGCUCUGAAGAGAACAAUCAUCAGGAAAUGUUUUCUUAACUAAAGAAAAUUACUUUACUAUCAAUAUAAUUCUGGAAAAUGGUGUGUGAAAGGCUCAGGGACUGACCUGGUAUUUAUACAACAGGCAUCAGGAACUGAAUUUCCAACAAAGCCUUACUAUUGUAGUUGUAGCUGUGUUGGGUUGUCCCAGGAUUUGUGAGA
Trachemys scripta elegans is the source of this 1094-nucleotide messenger RNA. RefSeq names its product olfactory receptor 10A7-like. The coding region runs from base 1 to 936 and encodes 311 amino acids. Gene Ontology annotation, cellular component: membrane. The transcript has a single exon. NCBI's taxonomy places the organism in Eukaryota, Metazoa, Chordata, Testudines, Emydidae. Gene Ontology annotation, biological process: G protein-coupled receptor signaling pathway. The record is from RefSeq and is a predicted model, not a curated record. Gene Ontology annotation, molecular function: G protein-coupled receptor activity; olfactory receptor activity.